Molecule: messenger RNA, 5851 nt
Organism: Cydia pomonella (codling moth)
Lineage: Eukaryota; Metazoa; Arthropoda; Insecta; Lepidoptera; Tortricidae
Product: arginine/serine-rich coiled-coil protein 2-like
Source: RefSeq, a predicted model, not a curated record
AGGGCACCUUCAUCUUUUACCCUAGAUAAGGCGUAUUUAGAGUGACAGAAAAAGAUAGACGCAAUUUGGGAACUUCAUUGUUCGCGGUAGGCCCACAGAUCUACAAUACAACGCUUUUUGAUACAUUGCGGUAUUUGAUCGAUCUAAUGAAUUUGUAACAUGUUAGUAGUCAGCAAUGCAUCGAAAAUCUGUCACAGUAGUUGCUCUGCGACCGUGCUAUACCGCUAAACGGGCUCUACCCAUCUUCCAAUAAAUCGUAUACGAUUUUAUAUACAUUGCGGCUUUUCAUUGAUGAUUGAAUUUGUUGCAGCUACUUAGACGGCAAUGUACAAAAUUUCGCACGUCUUUUGUUGUAAGGUCUGUAGAGCCCUAUACCUAAUAUUUAUCAGGCCAGACGAUUCUUGGCUGUUCAUUGAAAUCCAUAAACCAAAACCUAAGCGCCGCAGUCCGCCAUAUUGGCAUAUUGAAUUAUUGAACAAAAAUUUUCGACAUUUCAGUAGUGCUUUUGUUAUUACAUAUUACUGUCUGAAUAAUCUAUUCUGAGAGUUUGUCACACCUUAGAGUAAUCUUACGAGCCAUGGAUUCUCUGGUAGGCUACGGAAGUGACGAUGAGCACGAAAACGAUCGCUAUGGUGGUCAUCAUUCAUCGGGCGCGGGGCGGCGGCGCGAAGACGAUACCAACUAUGAGGAAGUCAACAUGGACAUGAGCGAGGACUCGCAGCAGGAGUCGGAGCCCGAGCUGCCGCAGGCGGAGCGCCCCAACGACCGCGGCUCCGGUAAGGCCGACAGCCGUGAUCGCGAGAAAUCCCGUGGAGGCUCCCGUGAUCGCCGAGAUCGUCGUCGCGAGUCCCCGCGCCGGGAUCGCGAGCGUGAUCGCCGGUCUCCCCGGCGCGACGACAGAUCCAACAGAUCGGAGAGACCGGAGCGCAGCCGCGGGUACGAGGGCUCCCGCCGCGGCCUGCUGGGCGACAGGCCCGACGACCGGCCUGACAAGCCGCCAGCACUCAUGGAGCUGAAGUUCGGUGAGGGCGCGGGGACUGCGCGCGCGCACGACGCCCGCGACGCCGCGUCGCCCAGAUUUGUCGAUCGCGAUCGUCGCGACAGAGACAGAGGAUCGCGAGAGCGUGAACGUGACAGAGACAACAGAGAGGGUCGCUACAGAGACCGUCGUGAUGAGGACAGAAGAUCCCGCGAGCCCCUCGACGGGCGCUCGGCACGCGACUCGCGCUCCGGGCACGACGAGCGCCCGCGGCCACGAGGCGUCGGAGCCGCCUUCCCUCCCCCACCACAGCAUGUCGCCGGCAUGUCGCCGGGUAACUAUACACACAUCUCGUCCUACUGUAUGCGCGCCACUCGCCCUCCGGGCACGACGAGCGCCCGCGGCCACGAGGCGUCGGAGCCGCCUUCCCUCCCCCACCACAGCCUGUCGCCGGGUAACUAUACACACCUCUCGUCACUACUGUCUGCGCGCCACUCGCGCUCCGGGCACGACGAGCGCCCGCGGCCACGAGGCGUCGGAGCCGCCUUCCCUCCCCCACCACAGCAUGUCGCCGGCAUGUCGCCGGGUAACUAUACACACAUCUCGUCACUACUGUAUGCGCGCCACUCGCGCUCCGGGCACGACGAGCGCCCGCGGCCACGAGGCGUCGGAGCCGCCUUCCCUCCCCCACCACAGCAUGUCGCCGGCAGUUCCGGGUACAGCGAACGUCGCGGCGAUGGCGACUACAAACCUUCUUCAUUCAAAGUCAACAGGAAACUGGAGGUCAUGGAGAAAAUGGGUCUGCAAAUCAAGACCCCCGACGGGUCGAUGGCCACGGCGCAGCAGUUGCGCGCCGCCGCGCACGAGCCCGGCCAGCCCGCGCCCCUGCCUUCCUACUACAACCCCCAGGCGCCCUCCAACAAGAUCCUGGACCAGGUGGCGAAACGCAAGCUGCUAUGGGCACACAAGAAGGAAGAGAAGUCUGAAGCGGAAAAGGCGGCACCCUGGACCGGUACCCGCUUCGCGUCCGACCAGGACGGCAAGCAGGCAUCCAAGUUCAUGCGGCUUAUGGGCAUCAGAGACCCUGACGCAGUCAAACAAGAAGCCCCGGAGAAAACCGCAGACCCCAUCAAAAAGCAAGAGGAACUUUUCCAAGCUAUGCAAGCCCAGUACGAGGUGGCGCGCGCCACCACGCACACCAUGCGGGGCGUGGGGCUCGGCUUCCAGCGCGGACAGUUCUAGUGCUAGUGCCUCUGUGAAUGACUCAAUCUAAAGUGACUAGUGAGUGAUUUAGGAUCAAUGGGCUGUUCCAUGGCAAGAAACUGCAAAUGUUCUCUCCAUCCCUUAACACAAUGGUCAAACAGAAAGUACCGGACAUCAUCUAAAAGCAGGAUGAGCUGUUCCAAGCCAUGCAAGCGCAGUACGAGGUGGCGCGCGCCACCGCACACGGCGCAGGGCGUAGGACUGGUUCCAGCGGACAGUGUUAGUGCUAGUGUCUCAAUGCGAACUUGCGAAGGACUGAAUGUGACCCUUGAAAUGAGUGAGUUUUUAUUGGAUCGUAGAUGAAGUUGCAAAAAUUGUGGCUCCCUGAAGGUGGCGUUAAUCGCUCUGUGCAUAACUGUGGCGGCUUCCUGGUAAAUUUUAUACACAAUAAGUUAUGUCAGAUAACUUAAUGUGUCUUGUCCACUGUCACUUGACCACUGUCAAAUUGUGUGAAGAUGUCCCAUGAACAUUAAUUCGCAUGGUUUUGACGUCAUGCGUUAUAUUUCCCCACCAUAAUCUUCGCACAUAGACGAUAGGGCCCCGUGUACGUAAUGUACGCGCGUGUACAUCAUGCAUUAGGUAAUUAAGCUGACAAAUAUGUAACUACUAUGUUUUGCACUAUUUUAUACAUCUUAAUAUUUAAAGCCUGACCAGUAAUAUAUAAUCACGCGCCAUUUUGCGGAAUUUGAUGUGAACUAAAUUUUUCAUAUUAAACUGAACUGUCACCCUAUACAUGAGAAUAACAGCGCCCUCUUGACAAUGAUCAUAUAUUUCUGGUCGGGCUUUAUUUUGUCUGCGAUUGUGCUGAGUGUCUGUCUAUGUAUAUUUGAAUGCUUUGACGGAAAUCACAGACAAUUAAUGAAUUGGGCUAAUAGGGAAUACGCGAAACUCUGCGUAGAGAGCGCCUCUAGCACAUACUGAGGGCCUACCGCGAAACGAAAAUCAGAAAUCGAAAUUUCGUUAUUUGCCUCUCUAGCACUCUUGCACAUUCGAGCAAUAGAGAAGCAGAUAUUUUAUAAAUUUCGAUUUUCGCGUUUCGCGUAAGGCUCUUUGUAAACCACCUUGAUUCAUCAAUGACACAAUGAAAAUAGUGUGUAUUUACUCUAUGAUUUACAAUGUGUGCUAGUGCUGCACUCUGGUGGCAGAACAUUGCAGUAUAAAACGCCCUAUAGAAUAGAAAUGCAGUUUUUUUUAUGAAAGUCUCUGGUUUUAGGAAGUAGUUCUACCUACUGUAGUUGAUAAAUUGAAAGCAUGAAAAGAAUGAUAAUCUCAAAUCUAAAUGUCUUCCUUCUAUGGUCCCAUAUUGAGGUUGUUAUAUAUUAUGUAAUCGGAAAAAUCACCCUCGUAAAAUAUAACUAAUUUUUUUACUGGCUUACAACUAAAACGUGUACGAUCCAAGUGUGAAAAAUACGAAAUUCGAAACGAGUGGCGAUUAAUAACAUACACGAUCGAAGUGAGUGUUUUAAAUCGAUAGGAGUUGCAUAUUACCUAUUUAACUAUCAUACAACGUUUUACAGUACAUAUGGCCCUUUACAUUUUGGGCAUAGUUACAUAAUGUGCUAAUUAUCGCACUAGUGAGGUAAAGUAGCACCAUAUGUACUAUAUUACGAUCAUCAUCAGACAGAGUUUAAUAUAGUGAUCUAUAUUGUAUUUUGAAUAUUAUAAUUACAUUUAAUACAGAUCAGGCUGACAAUAUAGUUUAAAUAUUUGUUUUCAUAUGCUAUUAACUAUUAUUCAUAUGUGACGUUACACGGCUAAAGGUACCUUAUGGCUUGGCGCUUACGCUAGUAUUAACGCUGCUCCAAUCAUCUGCGCUCUACCCUUUUUUCAUUUUCAUUUUCAUUUAUUCGUUGCAACCAUGGUAUUACAGAUGUUCUUUAAAUAGAGUACAAUCAUGGACCCUACUAGGGCGUAGCAACAUUUUUAUGUCUAAGUACUUAUUUCUAAGGCACUCUCGGAUGCGGAGCUACCUGACGUAACCGCCAUAAGGUACCUUUGUCCAUGAAACGUCACAUAUAAACUGUUUUGUGUACUGAGCUAGGCUCCAAAGCCAAAAGUCCUAUUCCAUUCUAAAAUUUUGUAAAAAUAUUCUCAUUAUGGAAGCUAUUUUUAAGAAAUAGAUUUUUGUACAUAUUAUGAUAUUACUCAGAAUGUUUGAUGUGUAUUUUUUUUUCGUUAGGUACAGAUAUAUGGCACUAAUAUUUUUUUCAUUGUAAAGACAUUACGAAAGUAAAAUGUGUGUCAAAGUUAAAGUAUGGUAAAGUGUAAAAUAUGUAUUAAUACUAUUAUUGACACACUUGACUGGCAAUUCAUAAACGUUAUUGGAAUUAUAUAAAAAGCCAGCCAUUUUAGAGUUUUCCAGGAAUUAAUUCCCAGCAAGCUGGAAAUCGUCUUAAUACCUUCAUUUGGUUCUAAAUUAGCAUCCGAGUUUGCUCCAUUCCAAGAGUUGUGUAUAAUUCUUUGGAGCCAACAGGCAAAAACACGGCUGUGUACCAUUUUUUUUAUAAAGGUACAAUCUAGGCUAAUAACACGCCGUGUCACUCAAUUCUUCGAAUAAUAUGAACUAAAAACCAUGUGACUUAGUUAUUCUAUCAUGCAUGACCAUGACCAAGUGCAUGCAUGGCCAUAUUUAUUAUAAGUCGCCAAGCUCGCCCGUACUACACCUUCCCGUACAAACGGAGUUUCGUUAACAUUUUAAAACUACGUAGUGGAUUUUAAUGAACUUUGUGCAGUCAGCUGCAGCGAGAGGAGACCUCCUCCUGCAUACAAUCAAUCUAUGCUAUUUUCGUUAAUCAUAAUUUGGUUUUUCUCAGAAACGCGUAACUUUUCAGGAUUGCCAUAAAACAAACCCAACCUAUCUAUAGGAUCACUUUACGAAAAUCCUGAAAAUUAUGACCAAUGAUAAUCUGUCAUCAAUCAUUACAUUAUGACUUACAAUAAUUAUGUUAAAUAGAGUAUCAGGGCAAUCGAGCUAGUCGUUUUGAAAUAAGAACGUAACUACGUUUUUAUGGUGAACCGAGCUUGCUGCGGACUCAUAAUUCGUUUUAUAAUGUGUCCAUGCAAUUCUGCAGCUUGCAUUUGUAUGAUUAUUGGCUAAACAACUGAGUCACAUGGUUUGUUAACAUUCUUUUAGUUUCGAUGUGUAAUAUAGACUAAAAUAAGUCACUUUUUUACUUUUUUCUGCCUUAAGAAAAAUAUGUUUACAGUUGGUAUUCUAGCACUGUUUAUUAAAACAAUGGUUUCCAAUUGAACCAUAGUCGAUAAUCUAUUGAUAAUGCUAAUGUAGAUACUACAUGCUAUUUGUGUGAUAAAUUAUAUUCUAGUGAGAAAUAAUUAUUGUGUGGUCACCGAUUUUCCUCCUGUAAUAUUGAUAGUCGGACCAAGAUAAGUUGGCAACGGUUUUGACAGCCCAGACAGUGAAAGUAUUAUUUAAAAUGUCAAACUUCUAUGAAAUUAUGACAGGCUGGGCUAUCAAAAUCGUUGCCAACUUAGCUUGGUCUGACUCUAAAUUUGUAAUUCCUAGUAGAUAUAGGAAACGGUAGUCAUAGUCCAUGCAAUGAUUAUUAUUUUUAAUGUAUAUGUAAGGUAAUAAAUGUUAUUAUUAAAUUA